Molecule: messenger RNA, 2235 nt
Organism: Fonsecaea monophora
Lineage: Eukaryota; Fungi; Ascomycota; Eurotiomycetes; Chaetothyriales; Herpotrichiellaceae
Exons: 1
Coding region: 1-2235 (744 amino acids)
Biological process (GO): mRNA splicing, via spliceosome
Cellular component (GO): nucleus
Molecular function (GO): RNA lariat debranching enzyme activity
Source: RefSeq, a predicted model, not a curated record
AUGCCCGUAAAAUACCGACGCAUGGCAGACUUCCAUGAGUACUACAGUGGUACCCGAACUGCGCCGUACCUUACCAUCUUCAUCGGAGGGAAUCAUGAAGCAAGCAACCAUCUCUUUGAACUCUAUUAUGGCGGAUGGGUCGCACCAAACAUCUACUACCUGGGAGCUGCCAAUGUCAUCCGAUUGGGACCCCUCAGAAUCGCUGGGCUGACUGGAAUUUGGAAAGGAUACGACUACCGCAAACCUCACUUCGAGCGCCUUCCAUACAAUCAGGAGGAUAUAAACAGCAUCUAUCAUGUUCGAGAGAUCGAUGUCAGAAAACUGUUGUCUCUCCGGUCCCAGGUCGAUAUUGGCCUUUCGCAUGACUGGCCACAAGGAGUCGAACACCACGGAGACUAUAAAUGGCUCUUCCGGAAAAGACGCGACUUCGAGGCCGACUCAUCGGUUGGGAAGCUUGGGAGCGCAGCUGCACGACAGUGUUUGGAUCGACUGCGGCCGCCGUAUUGGUUCUCGGCACAUCUCCACACUAAGUAUGCUGCCGUAUACUCACACGAGGAGAGUGAGGUAUCCCAACAUGGAAGCUUUCGUUCGGCUGGCGGUUUCAUCGAAGAACUCUCCGGCAAUGUCACUCCACGCCCAGAAGACCGACAACAAGUGUCAGCAUGGCAACAAUUCCAGGAUCCUGCUCAGCAAGACGAUGCCGAACAAAGAGCCACGAUUUCAGAGGACCAAGAGACGAAACUGCAACAAGAAGGACAACCUGGUGCCGCUUCUACUCCCCAAUACUCAUAUGAUGAGACGUUCAACAAAAUCGGCAGGGAAAACGGUCUCGAGCGUACGGUGCUGAUGACAUCUCGAAGUCGAUUCUCUUCGGAGGAUCCGGACCCAAUUCCCAAUCUCGACGGGUGCUUCUACUCAAGACCUUCCAAAAGACAGCGCGUAGAAACUGGGCCAUCAGAUCCUGCAUCGGAUCUGCCUAGCACCGAAAAUCGAGCAGACACCACUGGGGAUCAAUUGGAUGGCGCUAAAGCGAGUGUGCCUGAACCCGCCAAACCCGUGGUGGCCAACCCAGACGCCAUCGAUAUUGACAUGAGCGACGACGACGAGUCUACCACGGUAGCCAUUGAGGACACAGCUGCAUCUCGAAGCAAGCCUCUUCAAAUCUCUAGUGAGACAGCUAAAAACGCCGAUAUUGAUACAGUUAAGAAACAUGACAUCUCCCACAGUCUAUCAGAAGAGAGCGAGGAUGGUGGCGUCAAGCUGAAUACGCCUUCCUCACCCUUCACUCCAAUGCCCAGCAUCUCUUCCCUGCGACACGAAGUACACAGCUCACAUGAUUCGAUCGAGUCAUCCACGACAUUGUCUGAUGCCGAACAGAAGCCACCUUCCGCACCGUUCGAUUCACAACCGCUUCCCAGCCGAAGUGCCGGAGGCCUUCCAGAACAGUCUCACAGUGACAAGAAACCAGACACGGAGCCGCAGGUGGUGCAAAGCAACGACGAUGUGCCCCAGGAAUUAAAAGACCAGCUGGCGGCGCUAUCACACAAUUUCGUCAAGAAGGCACCAGUUGAAGUCUCUGCACCACUACCAUUUCCGGAGGACAUCACCAACAAAACGACCUACUUCCUGGCCCUUGGAAAAUGCGAAAUGUACCAGGAAUUUCUCCAGCUUCUUGAAAUCCAAUCGAUAACAUCCCCUGAGGAGGAGAUCAAACGCCCUCUCAAGCUUUCCUACGACCCAGAAUGGCUCGCAAUCCAACGAGUGUUUGCCUCUGAGCUCCAACUCGGCGGGUCUCCCAAGGACAGAGUUCCACAACACCGCGGAGACACGUACUACCGUGACCGAAUCACGGAGGAGCAGGAAUGGGUCACUGAGCACGUAGUCAAGCCAGGUAAACUGCAAGUUCCGGAGAACUUCAGUGUAACAGCCCCCUUGUAUGACCCACGUCUACAGGUCGCGCCAGAGGAGAUGCCGCGCGAGGUGACGAACCCGCAGACGAGCACGUACUGCGACUUGAUUGGGAUCGAAAACAAAUUCGACAUGAGUGAACAAGAGAGAGAUUCCCGGGUGCAGCAGGGCCCGAGACCCGAGAGUUCUGAGUUCCAGGCAUACCACAACCGCCCACGUGAGCAUGGACAAGGCGGGGGGAGGGGUCGUGGAAAUCAUCGCCGCGGCGGUGGUGGAGGAGGCAACAGAGCGAGAGGGAGAGGGAGGGGAAGAGGACGACGAUUUUAG